AUGAAACUUCUAUUCGCUGCUCCUCUUUUCCUUGCCAGCGCAAGUGCAUCGAACUAUCGAAGCGUCUCCCAGCAUGAUCGUGAUCUCCAAGGAGGCGGCGGCGGCCAAGGUGGAGGCGGUGGAGGUGCAGGAGGAGGCGGUGGUGGAGGUGGUGGUGGUGAUGGACCUGCUGGAGGAGGCGGGCAAGGUGUCACUUGCUCUACAACUGAGAAUCUGAGUACAAGUGUCACUGGUCCAGCAGCUGCUCCGCUUCGAGGAAGUGUCGGGUGUGUCGACCAAGAAGCGUAUGGUUUGAGAGACACGACCGCUAUCCCAAUCACACAAGGUCAAGAUGCUUUCAAUAUUUAUGGACCCAUGGAAGCUGGAUUCACCAGCACCAAUCCCGGAAUGUCUUGUCUGGGGGAUACUACCGUGUCGGGUGGUUUGGAUACCUUGUUGGCCGAACAUAUUGUCAAGAAUUUCUGCUCGGACGAUACUAUUUCCGUAUUAGAUGCAUGUGGUGGCCAUGCCGUUCCAUAUCACUACCAUGAACGCAUGUCCUGCUUGUACGAGAGUGAUUCAAAUACCGGUCACUCGACAAGAGUCGGAACGGCAGCCGACGGAAACGGAAUCUAUGGAAUGUACAUUGAUGGCGGAGUCCUACCAACAGAUCUCGAUGUAUGUGGUGGUCGAUCCGGAGUCACUCCUGACAGCAACGGUGAGACCGUUUACUACUAUCCAAUCAAGGCUUAUGCGCCUUUCACACUUGGUUGCUAUGGACCAGUAUCCUCCGUAGACGAGUGUCGAUCGUUGUACGGCUGCAAUUCACAGGAGAUUGAAACCAUUACCACUGAGUUUGGAAGCGGCCAAUACACUCUGGAUUGCCCGUGUUUUGAUGAAAAUCGUUCGAAUGUAGUCGAUCAAGGAUAUCCAGGAUACUUGGAUCCCAGUCUCAAGCCUACAGAAACUAAUAGUCCCAGUGGCAGUCCACCAACGACAACUGACUCUUCUGCAUCCAAGAACAAAUCGUUAAUGGGAAUGGCCAUUCUCUCGAUUGUGUAUAUAGUAAUGUAA
Cylindrotheca closterium is the source of this 1053-nucleotide messenger RNA. The record is from the annotation of a GenBank genome assembly. NCBI's taxonomy places the organism in Eukaryota, Bacillariophyta, Bacillariophyceae, Bacillariales, Bacillariaceae.